AUGACCCUUCCCGCCCUCACAUCCACCACCAUAACGACCACCGCUCUUCCUCACCAUCCCAACACCAAACAGCCACCGUACACUACCCAUCAUCAAGACCAAACCCAAUCCCUUAACCGCGAUUUUAAAAGACCCAAUCUUUCCCUUAAACAAAUAUCCAAUAAAUCCUCAAUUGACCCCGUCGUUUCAUGGACCUCUUCAAUUUCCCGCCAGUGCCGCAAUGGCCAGUUGCACCAAGCCGCUUCGCAGCUCACUCAAAUGCGUCUCCUAGAAAUCAGCCCCAAUCAUGUCACAUUCAUCACUCUUCUAUCCUGUUGUGCAGAUUUUCCAUCACAAGGAAAAUCUUUUGGCCCUUUACUUCAUGCGUACGUGCGAAAACUGGGCUUCGAUACGUGUAAUUUGAUGGUGGGUACAGCGCUUGUUGACAUGUACGCUAAGUGUGGUCAUGUGGACUUGGCUAGUGUGUGUUUUGAUGAGCUAAAAGAGAAGAAUUCGGUUUCUUGGAAUACAAUGAUUGAUGGGUUUAUGAGGAAUGGAAAGAUAAGGGAGGCGAUUAAGCUGUUUGAUGAAAUGCCUGAGAGAGGUGUGAUCUCUUGGACUGUAUUGAUUGAUGGGUUUGUUAAAAAGGGUCAUUUUGAGGAAGCACUUAAGUGUUUUAGAAAAAUGCAGGUUUCUAAAGUAGAGCCUGAUCGUGUGACCAUUGUUACAGUUCUGUCUGCGUGUGCUAAUUUGGGUGCCCUCGGUUUAGGCUUGUGGGCACAUCGAUAUGCUUUGAAAAAAGGGUUCAGGAGCGAUGUUAAGAUAAGUAAUUCUUUGAUUGACAUGUAUUCUCGAUGCGGGUCUGCUGAAUUAGCUCGUCAAGUGUUCGAGAAAAUGGGUGAGAGAACUUUGGUUUCUUGGAAUUCGAUUAUUGGGGGUUUAGCUGCUAAUGGGUUUACUGAGGAAGCUCUGGAGCAUUUUGAUUUGAUGCAGAAACAAGGGUUGAAGCCAAAUGGUGUCAGUUUCACUGGAGCGCUAACUGCUUGCAGCCAUGCAGGUUUGGUUGAUGAAGGACUGAAAUACUUUGAUAUCAUGGAGAGAGUGCACAAAAUUUCUCCUAGAAUUGAGCAUUAUGGGUGCAUAGUGGAUCUUUUCAGCCGAGCAGGAAGGUUAGAAGAUGCAAUGGAUGUAAUAGAAAACAUGCCCAUGAAGCCAAAUGAAGUUGUUGUGGGGUCGUUAUUGGCUGCCUGUAGGAUUUAUGGUGAUGUUAAGUUGGCUGAAAGGUUAAUGAACCAUCUUGUCGAUUUGGAUCCUGGAGCUGAUUCCAAUUAUGUACUUCUCUCCAACAUAUAUGCAGCAGUUGGAAGGUGGGAUGGUGCAUGCAAGCAGAGAAUGGCAAUGAAGGCCCUUGGUAUACAGAAGAAGCCAGGGUUUAGUUCAAUUGAGAUUGGAUGUGACAUUCACGAGUUUGUGGCUGGUGAUAAAUCUCAUAACGAAGCAGAGCAUAUAUAUUCGAUGUUAGAGCUUCUUUGUUUUGAUCUAACAUCAUGUGGGUAUGUUCCUCAAGCCAUCGCUAAGUACCAGGAAAUGGCUGAAGCUUCCUCCAACACUAGGAGAUGCAAGGAAAUUGAAGAACAAUGGUCUUGCUUCUUCAAAGGCAGAGGUGUUGCCAAUAUGCUGAUGGAUGGGUUUAGUGUCUGCAAUAAAAUAUUGAUUCUCUGUGAAGCAUUUAAAGUAGUAAUUUUUGUCCACGCCAGGAGAAAUGGGAUCCUAGUUUCCGAUUCGAUGGAUAAACAAGCUUUUGAGAGUGAGCUGGCGCCAUUGGAUAGUAUACUUGGAUCUAGAAUCAUAAAUGGUUCUUUGUUGUGCAUGUUUUAUGUUGGAUUUCGUGCUUCAGCAUACAUGAAGCGUUCCUGGUCUGCAAAAUCCAUGGUCCUUGCUGAAUCUUGUUUAUGGUACCUUAUGGAACCUGAUUCUGUUUUGAUAUUGGGAAGUCCUUUGCUGGUGGGUAAUACUGGUUACUGCAUAUUAAUUCAGUUCAAUGUUUGGUCUAACCUUGAUCAUGGUUAUAUGGACUCAUUAUGA
Messenger RNA from Dovyalis caffra, 2064 nucleotides. The record is from the annotation of a GenBank genome assembly. Lineage: Eukaryota; Viridiplantae; Streptophyta; Magnoliopsida; Malpighiales; Salicaceae.